This is a messenger RNA of Otolemur garnettii (small-eared galago), 1092 nucleotides long. It is a transcript of the gene FUT7, whose product is annotated as fucosyltransferase 7. NCBI's taxonomy places the organism in Eukaryota, Metazoa, Chordata, Mammalia, Primates, Galagidae. The record is from RefSeq and is a predicted model, not a curated record. The transcript is spliced from 2 exons. Bases 1 to 1092 code for a protein of 363 amino acids. Gene Ontology annotation, cellular component: membrane. Gene Ontology annotation, molecular function: alpha-(1->3)-fucosyltransferase activity.
AUGACACUUGCCUGUCCUACCCCUGCUGGCUGGACCCAGAGUGACAGCCUCUCCUCCCUUGCUUGUUCUGCUGCAGGGUGUGGUCCCGCCCGGAGGCUACGGGGCUGGGGGAGCCUGGCCGGGGGGGCCCUGCUUAUAGCCCUCUGGCUCCUGUGGCUGCUGGAGUUGGCCCCUGGGGGUGCCCCAGCACACCAGCCCACAAUCACCAUCCUUGUCUGGCAUUGGCCCUUCACUGACCGGCCCCCAGAGCUGCCCAGCAACACCUGUGCCCACUAUGGCAUAGCCCACUGCCACCUGAGUGCCAACCGGAGCCUGCUGGCCAGUGCUGAUGCCGUGGUAUUCCACCACCGUGAGCUGGAGACUCGGCGGUCCUACCUGCCCCUGGCACAAAGGCCGCAUGGGCAGCCAUGGGUGUGGGCCUCCAUGGAGUCACCCAGCCACACUCACGGUCUUGGCCGCCUCCGUGGUGUCUUCAACUGGGUGUUGAGCUACCGACGUGACUCAGACAUCUUUGUGCCCUAUGGACGCAUGGAGGCCCGCUCAGGGCCCUCACCACCACUACCUACCAAAAGCGGAUUGGCUGCCUGGGUGAUUAGUAAUUUCCAGGAGCGGCAGCGGCGAGCACGGCUGUACAGGCAGCUGUCGCCUCACCUGCAGGUGGACGUGUUUGGCCGCGCCAGUAGGCGGCCACUGUGUGCCCACUGCCUGCUGCCCACCAUAGCCCGGUACCGCUUCUACCUGUCCUUUGAGAACUCCCAGCACCAAGACUACAUCACUGAGAAGUUCUGGCGCAAUGCGCUGGUGGCUGGUGCUGUGCCGGUGGUGCUGGGACCCCCUCGGGCUACCUAUGAGGCCUUUGUGCCUCCGGACUCCUUUGUGCAUGUAGAUGACUUUGGUUCGCCCCGUGAGCUGGCUGCUUUCCUCUCUGGCAUGAAUGAGAGCCAUUAUCGACGCUUCUUCCUCUGGCGUGACAGGCUCCGGGUACGACUACUGGAUGACUGGCGGGAGCGCUUCUGUGCUAUCUGCGCCCACUACCCCCACCUGCCCCAUGGCCAGGUUUAUGAGGACCUGGAAGGCUGGUUCCAGGCCUGA